Molecule: messenger RNA, 1445 nt
Organism: Musa acuminata subsp. malaccensis (wild Malaysian banana)
Lineage: Eukaryota; Viridiplantae; Streptophyta; Magnoliopsida; Zingiberales; Musaceae
Product: nuclear transcription factor Y subunit A-10
Biological process (GO): regulation of transcription by RNA polymerase II
Cellular component (GO): CCAAT-binding factor complex
Molecular function (GO): DNA-binding transcription factor activity, RNA polymerase II-specific; DNA binding
Source: RefSeq, a predicted model, not a curated record
UCUCUCUCUUUUGUUCGUCGCUUCAUCUGCCCGUUGGUCUUCCUGUCAAUUUGCACCCCGAAGGAUGGGAAUUUUGACGGCUGCUCCGACCGAAAUUGCAUCGUCUAUAGGACAUCAAGAUUCGAACUGCAGGUAACCGAGGGCAAGUUGGAUCAUCACAAUUGAGAGCAGCAGUUGGAGGUAGACCUGUCGGUGAAUGAAUAUAGGUUUGAGGAACGGAUUUCUGAUGAUUCAGGGAUUUGGAGAGCGAUCACUAUGCAAACAUCAGGUUUCUUUGGGAAUCAUGGAGUUGGCCAGAUGGUGAUAUCUGAGACACCUCAGGCCACACUGGUGCCUUGGUUGGUUGGAUCUCAACUUAUCUAUGGUGAUCCUCUUAGCCAGCUGAAGCCUCUGUCUAGGGACCAUACUGACGGGGAUGACCAGAUAACAUCUGUGUCACGACAAAUGAAUCACGUUAUAGACCCAAGGCGACGACCAAGUUCGGGGUCCGAAAUCCCAGAGAAAGGGACUAAUGGUACAGUCAAGUUCUCGAUAGUCCCAGAUCCCAAGGAUUUAGGAGAAGUGCAGAAGACUCAGCAACACUAUGUGCCCUUUCCUCUACAGUCAUCAUUACGUGAAAAUCCAGGUUGUUUCGAGCCAGGACUUGGUCAGUCUAUGGUUUGUCCCAGUCACUCUUAUGUUGACCAGUUCUAUGGCUUAUAUGCAACUUAUGCAGCUCAAGCAAUGCAUGGACGCAUGCUUUUACCAAUGGCUGUGGCAACCCAAGGACCAAUCUAUGUGAAUGCAAAACAGUUCAAUGCUAUUCUUCGUCGUCGCAAAGCUCGUGCUAAGGCUGAGAAAAAGAACAAAUCGAUCAAGGUUAGGAAGCCAUACUUGCAUGAGUCACGCCACAUUCAUGCAAUGCACCGAGUGAGGGGCUGCAGUGGUCGCUUUUUAAACACCAAAAAGGAAGGUAAUGUUGGAAAUGGUGGUUGCAAGGUGAAAGAAUGGAUGCCUCCUCAGCCUGCCAAUUUUGAAGCGAGCUCUGAGACUCUGCACUCUGGCAACUUAAAAAUGAACUCUACAAGUAGUCGAUCGAGUGCAUCAGGAUCUGAGGUGACAAGCGUGUGUGCUCGGGAAGAUAUCGGUGAUUUCCACAUUGUUGAUAAUCCGAGUCCAUCAGGUUUCUGUUCCCAUUUAAGUAUGAUGAGUGGAGGAGAAGGAGCCAGUAUCGGUCACAGAUGGGGUGCAGCAGCUGAUGGCUGCUGUGAUCCAGACCUCCUCAAAAUCUAAUGAGAUGGAUACUGGGGACGGUGGAUUGGAAGUUCCAAGUACAUGCUUGAGUAAUUCCCCUCCAAAACCUGGUACAACCAGAUGGAAGAAAUGGCCACGGCCAUUGUUUGGUUGUUUUCUCAUGGCAAUUCAUUCUUGGCUUUUAUGCAGUGAGGCCUUCAUUAUCAUCUAAA